Messenger RNA from Scaptodrosophila lebanonensis, 1446 nucleotides. RefSeq lists its product as uncharacterized. The transcript is spliced from 3 exons. Lineage: Eukaryota; Metazoa; Arthropoda; Insecta; Diptera; Drosophilidae. Bases 299 to 1183 code for a protein of 294 amino acids. The record is from RefSeq and is a predicted model, not a curated record.
CGUUGCAGUAGAGGCGGAAGUUGAAGCCGAUAAAUGUUCGCGCGGUCAUCGGCGUUCAUCUGCAGGGUUUGCAGGAUUGGUUUUUUUCAAUGUUUUGUCUUCUACUCAUUGAACCAUUGCAUUGUGUUAUGGUGGCUAACUAAAGAGUGCGAAGGAAGUUUUAAGAAAUUAUCGAGAAUUAUCUGCGAGCUGAACGAUAUAAGAAGAACGUGUCCAGGAAACACAAAAUAAUCUGUCAGCUAAGCAAAGAGAUAAGCAAAACGGCAAAAGUCAGCACCGAAUCAAGUCAUUGAAAGCGAUGGAACAACAGCGAAAUGAAGCUAACGAGGACGCUAGUAGUUUAUGCGGAAACCGCGGUCGCCUGUUCUACGUACGAGGAUCCCGUCCUGAUGUGUUUGACUUUAAUAACUACAUGCAACAACAGCAAGGAGACAAAGAGGAAUGCGAGUUGGAUUUACGCAUCAAUCAACAAAAAAGAAAUAAUGAAUCAGUUUCACAAAAAGUUGUUAGUGUAAAGCCGCGCAAAGGGAGAGGAAAAAGUAGUAAAACAAACGAUAACGCAGCCAAAAAGCAACAAGAAAUGGUCCGGUUAAAAAAAUCACCUCUGGAAGAAAUUCCACAGUUAAAGACCCCUGCCAAAAAACAACGAAGUAUAAGCUGCACACCCUCCAGCCGACACACAGGGCUGCCCCAGCUAGAUAGUCGUCACCGUCGCUCAAAAAGUUAUAUCUCCAUACGGGGGCUGGAACAUCGAAUCAGCGCAGUAGUUGAAAGUGCUCUCAACGAGCGAAUGGAGAUAUUCACUGCAGCCCAAGAGGCCAACUUACGCAAAUUGAUUCAAGUCGCAAGGCAUGUUGAAUUUUCGAAUACAGACAAAAAUUUCAGCAACAUUAAUAGAGUUCAGGGGCACCCGCUGUUGUCGCAUGGGAUAUUAAAGACUCAAGCCAACUGCAAUAUAUAUUUAAUGCACGCCUAUGUUCUGUGGAUAGCAAAGGAACUAAUGAAACCACGCACUUUUCUAAUUACAGUUCUGGGAAUCAUAUUUUUAGCUAUGGCGCUGUGGAUGCACCGAAUGGGUAUGCCGAAAAGACGCAUUCGUAACGCGUUUCGAGCCCUAUUCGACGAAUAUCCAAAGUCGACUCUAAGUUGGUUUGGUUGGAUAUAUUGGCAGGAUUCCAACUAAGUCGACAAGUUCAUUCUUCAAAAUUAAUUUGAUGGUUCUUUAUUUCGUUCAUAUUCUAUUUAACCUUUUGUUAAGGGUUUUAGCUGUAACGCAAGACACUAAAAUCAAACCCUUACUCAUUAAUAUAUUGACGCUGCUGCAUAUAUUCAAAAUGAAAAGUUCACCCAACUGCUUCUAUAAGGCCACUCUCAAAUUGCCAUGAUGUAACCGUGCAUUCCAAAUUUUAGUACAACUUUAAUAAUUAAAAACAAUUCGACCAAUAA